Symbiodinium sp. CCMP2592 is the source of this 1443-nucleotide messenger RNA. The record is from the annotation of a GenBank genome assembly. Lineage: Eukaryota; Dinophyceae; Suessiales; Symbiodiniaceae.
AUGGCAAGCGAUGGUGGCAGCUUGCGCUUUGCCGUGGGUGCUCGUGUCUCCUGCAACAUGGGGCGCGAAGGUUGGGCGAGUGGCGAGAUCGUGGCUACACAAUACCGCGAGGAUCAUUGGCCACUUGGGAAGACCGCACCUUAUCAGGUCAAGUUGGAUCUUGCCUUCGGUGGUGCAUUGAUCUAUGCUCCAGCUGAUUUUCCACGAGUGAUUCGAGCUGAGCUGCCUAGCACAUUCUCCAUACCGGAGGAGGACAGCAACCCCGAGCGAACUCUGGAAGCCUUGCACAAGGAGAUUCCCAGGCUCCGCGACGAGCCGGGGGUAAUCCGAGUUUCAGAACCGGAGCUCAUGGGCGUCGCAGAGGAUGGAACUGAGCUCUUCGUCCCCAGAGGCGACACGGGACCAUGGCUUGUGAGCGUGGUCAUCCAAGGGCCGGCAGACUCGGCCUACGAAAGGAGGCUUCGCCUUCAGGUGAAGGUGAACAGCGCUUAUCCGCUAACGCCUCCAGAAGUUCGUGUCCAGAGCUGGCUGCAUCAUGCGCUUGUUAAGCAGGAUGGGGUCGUGGACGAGGCAGCCUUUGCUGAGGCUCUUUCGAAGCUGGAAGAAGACAAGUCGGACGACAACGCUUCAAGACUGUGCCGCACGAUACGAGCCGUCCUGCUUCUGUUGGGGCAUCCUGAGCAGUUGUCCGAAAUUGCUGACAUGGAUGAUGUUGAGGAUGCCGCGAAGGCGAACGCUAAGUGCUUGAAGACGAUAUCUGAGUAUGGCAGUCUUCGUCGUCAUCAGUUUCUUUUCAAUGAGGAGGAGGCCUUCUCCAAGGACAUGUUCAACCCAAGAUUCUGGACAGCAUAUGCAUUGAACACAGCGGAUGCAUGGUCUUCUAUACUGACCGAGGAGGCGUCGGAGGUUUACUCAUUUCCAAUCUUCACGGAAGGUUUUUGCAAGGAUUUCGUUGAGGAGCUUGACAGCUUUCAUGCCAGCGGGUUGCCUGCCCGUCGCCCAAACAGCAUGAACAACUAUGGAGUUGUGGUGAACGAGAUUGGCAUGGAGCCAGCCCUGGACAGGCUCGUCCACAGCUUCUUGCAGCUGGUUGCGCAUCACCUUUUCCCUGGCGUUGGGUCCCACUUUGACCGGCACCACACCUUUGUCGUGCGGUACAAGGUCGGCGAAGAUCUGGGCUUGGACAUGCAUACCGAUGACAGCGACGUGACGUUUAACAUCUGCCUUGGCAAGGAUUUUAAAGGUGCUGGGCUUCAGUUUUGCGGCAACCAGGGUGCAGCUAAUCACCGACAUGCAAGCCUCUUGUACCAGCACAAGCUUGGGCAUUGCGUUGUGCAUCGCGGCCAUCGCCGUCACGGUGCUGAUGACAUCACAGAAGGCGAGCGGCUCAAUCUGAUAGUUUGGACUCGAGCCUUGCCAAGCAGAUGGAACCCGAGGUUCUGA